AUGUCUACGCGCAAAGAGAGGGUGCAGCAAGAGCGAGAGCAGCGACGAGCGCUAGCCAAACUAUCUGGCAAUCCCAACGUUACCAGUGCACCCAGGUUUGCAGCGCGACACCCGGAUAGCUAUUAUCACAGCUCGUUAAGCAUAUUCGAGCGACUAUGGGUGGACCGUUACGACUUCUUCCUGCAAAAGGGCUUUCGUCUCCGACCGCGUUACCGACCUGGCUGGACUCCGUCAUGGCUCGAGAGCGGAAGGAUGUCUUUCCGCUGUGAAGACUAUUUCAGACUAGAGGACCCCAAUAUUCUGGACGCGGAGUGCCUCAAGGACGGAUCUCUUGUCUGUCUGAAGAUGCUCUUUUCGAGAAACUCUAAGGAGGCCCAAAUAGGGACAUUCCUAUCUUCACCAGAAAUGCUCAAAGAACAGUGGAAUCACUCCGCCUUCAUCCUGGACCAUUUGGUAGAUCCAGAGCCAGAUGGCUUCGAAUUCAUCGUGAUGCCUCUGCUGCGAAGAUUUGACGACCCUGAAUUUGGAUAUGUCGAGGAAGUUGUCGACUUUGUCACUCAGGUUUUGGAGGGCCUCGUGUUUCUACAUUCCCAUCACAUUGCACACAACGACUUGACUGGGGCCAAUGUUAUGAUGGACGCCCGCCCGAUAUUUCCCAACGGUUGGCACCCAGCGUCCAGUGAUCGUGCCCCAGAUUUCGUGACCAGAGUCACACCCCUACCCAGGAUCUACCAUCCAGUCAAAUACUACAUUAUCGACUUCGGAAUUGCACACCAUCUGGACCCUGGGCAAUCACCCAUCGUGACAGACCUCGGAGGAAGAGAUCGAGACGUCCCCGAGCUGAAGCAUAACUCGGAGUACAACCCAUUCAAGGUGGACGUUUUUACAACAGGGAACAUGUUUUACAAUGAACUCUGGAAGAAAUACCAUAGAUUAGACUUUCUGACUGAACUUAUUGUUUAUGCUAUGACGGAGGACCCGGACCAGCGGCCAACGGCGGAAAUGGUCCUUGACCGCUGGUACAGAAUUGAGCAGUCCAUUUCGCAUCUCACCCGCCAUCUUCGGUUACAGAAGAAAGAGGAGUCGUUUGGAGAGAGUAUCGUUAAAGACGCCGUGGCCAUAGCUCUUCAAGCGCCAUCUAUGAUUAUGGGGAGCCUUCCCCAAGGCGUCGAAGUUGAAAGAUUCUGGCUUGAAGUCUCGCUUCUCAAACUGGCCAACCGCGUCCUGGGAGACCCCACUGAAAUCACGAUGGAUGAUGAACGAUCGGGGGGUUCCACUGCUAACCAUUCCCUAGGACCGAACCUAGCCCUUUCUGUGCGCCUCCACGGCCCGCAGUAUGAAAGGGUCGUGAUUUUAUGGACGACGAAGGAUGCUUUAGCGGCUCGUGUUUGUCUGCAGAAGGUCCCUGGAGGGCAGCUUCUCCUGCUCUGUGGCGGGCUAUGCGAGGUAGCACCCCAUCCACGUACGCUAGUAUUCAUUAUUACUUUUACUCACUGGAACCCCAAUGCGUGCCUGGAAAAUCAAACCGGUUCAUUCUUGCGGAGAUUGCUGGAAGGGGUAUAG
Coprinopsis cinerea okayama7#130 is the source of this 1563-nucleotide messenger RNA. RefSeq names its product other/AgaK1 protein kinase. The transcript is spliced from 6 exons. The coding region runs from base 1 to 1563 and encodes 520 amino acids. Lineage: Eukaryota; Fungi; Basidiomycota; Agaricomycetes; Agaricales; Psathyrellaceae. The record is from RefSeq and is a predicted model, not a curated record. Gene Ontology annotation, molecular function: ATP binding; protein kinase activity. Gene Ontology annotation, biological process: protein phosphorylation.